AUGUUAUCAAGUAAAGGGAAGGUCGGUCCAGGCCCAGAUUUGGAAGUGGAGCUGGGAGUGGGGCUCGAAGAUGUCCCAAACGCUUCAGAAGAAGAUGAUGAAUUGCCUGUACCAAAGGAAGUGGUAGAAGAUUUAGUGAGACGAUUUAGCCAUAAUGCUGCAGACCCUUUCGUUGAUGUUGAGGCGGAAUCGAAUGAUGAUGAUGGGGAAGCUGAAACGAGGAGGAUGAGCAUAAUAAUGGGGUUGUCUUCCCUGAAAGCGUACACCAGGGCCAAAAAAAAGAAGGCAGGUGAAACACCUUGUGAUGAGCAGUUGGCAAAAUGGUUCAGGGUCUCCCCUAACAAUCAGAUGACGCAGAAGGUCUUCCGCAGUGGGGCUGCAAUAACUUCAGAACGUACCAGGCAGUUGUCUGGCUGGAGCAAAUUCAUUAUUCAUCCAUUCAGUUCAUUCAGGUGGUACUGGGACAUGUUCAUGGUCGCAGUCCUGAUGACUGAUAUCAUCAUACUGCCCAUCAAUAUCUCCUUCUUCUCUGAAGUCCAAGCCGAAGGACUCGAAGCCGACUACAACCAUACUCUGAACAUCAUCAUGCUGGCUUUUGACUUUGUCUUUCUCAUUGACAUCAUCUUGAACUUUCGGACAGGGUAUCUGAAUGAGUGGACUGAGAAGGUGAUUUUAGACGGGACGGAAGUAGCGAGACACUACGCUAAAACAUGGUUUUCCCUUGACAUCCUGUCUUCAGUACCAUUUGAUCAGUUGUACAUGCUGUUCACAGGAGGGACAGGCCUGGAGAAUGAAGACACUAUUCUUGCCUUUAGAAUAUUGAAGCUGACAAAACUACUCUGUCUUCUUCGAGUUCUUCGCAUGCUGAGAUUGUUGAGAUACAUCAACAGACUGGAGGAGGUAAAUGUAGUGUAGUCAAUCAACUUAGAUGGAAGUGUCAUCCGAGUGUUCAACUUGAUUUUUCUUAUAAUGAUGGUGUCUCACUGGAAUGGAUGCAUUCAAUACCUAAGUGUAUUCAUCGCCGAAUUUCCUGAGAAAUCAUGGGUUAUGAUAGACGGUCUCAAGAAUGCAACUGCUGGAGAGAAAUACACCAGUUCAUUGUUCAGAGCCAUGUCUCAUAUGCUGAGCAUUGGGUAUGGCAGUAAACCGCCAUUUCACGUCGUGGAUCAAUGGACGGUUAUGCUGAGCAUGAUGGUGGGGGCAACGUUUUACGCUCUCUUCAUUGGUCACAUGUCAUCUCUUCUCGUCAAUAUGGACGCUGCUGGGAGAGUUUAUAAUGAAAAGGUGACGCAAGUUAAAGAAUACAUGAAGUAUCGGCGUCUCCCGAUGAGGCUUCAGCAGCGGGUUUUUGACUACUAUGAACACAAGUAUCAGAGGAAGUACUUCGACGAGGAGGACAUUCUCAACAUGAGCAUGUCACAUGUCCUGAAGAAGGAAAUCAUGUCGCACAACUGCCAGAAUUUGGUGAAGAAAGUCUCCUUUCUUUCAAAUGGUCCUCCAGAGUUCAUACUGGAUAUCAUAUCUCAUCUCAAAUUUGAGGUAUUCAUGCCUGGAGAUUACAUCAUUGAGGCAGGCAAGAGGGGAAGCUGUAUGUACUUUGUCGAGUAUGGGAAGGUGGAGGUGAUCCUUCCGAGUGGACAGGUGGUCAACCGUCUGGUGGAUGGUAGUCACUUUGGGGAAAUUGCCCUGCUGAUGGAUGAACGAAGGGUGGCCUCUGUUAAAGCAGUAGAGGUGUGCGACUGCUACCGUUUGACCAGAAACCACUUCAAUUCUGUGCUCCUAGAUUUCCCCUACAUGCGCAAACACAUGGAGAAAGUUGUUCGGGAUCGACUCAUGAGCAUCAAGAGGCACAGCCGUGAACCCUUGCCAUCAGAUGUGGAGAUAACUGACAGGCUAAAUAAAAUACAAAACAAGGGUGCCUCGGUGGGAGUUGUCGGGGAAGACCCAAGGCCCAAUAGCUUGAGCUUGUGUCGUAUCAGCGAGGACGAGAAUACUGAUCGAGCUGGGGAUGCAGAUUAUGGAGAGGCUUUAGGACCAACUACAGAUAGCGUCGAAAAUACGCUUUCGCGGGAGGAACGUCCACAAAAACUUGGCACAUGGAGCGUUCAAGACACAAGGAGGGAAGAUGACUAG
Messenger RNA from Lineus longissimus, 2133 nucleotides. Its product is annotated as potassium/sodium hyperpolarization-activated cyclic nucleotide-gated channel 1-like. Gene Ontology annotation, biological process: regulation of membrane depolarization; potassium ion transmembrane transport; sodium ion transmembrane transport. Gene Ontology annotation, cellular component: membrane; HCN channel complex. Lineage: Eukaryota; Metazoa; Nemertea; Pilidiophora; Heteronemertea; Lineidae. The transcript is spliced from 12 exons. Gene Ontology annotation, molecular function: voltage-gated potassium channel activity. The record is from RefSeq and is a predicted model, not a curated record.